AUACAGAGAUUCCGGAAGGAAGAGACCUGCCACCCAAAGCUGAAGCUGUCGCAAUCAACGCAAAGUCCAAAACUUUAUCUGUAGACCAAAAAAGAAAUUGAACUUUUCUUGCCUCAAUCAAAAGUUGCAGCAACAGUUACCCGCACACAGCCUUUUCGCUGAGGCACUAAAAAAAGAGAAAGAAAGAAAGAAAGAAAGAAAGAAAGAAAGAAACUGCAAGUGGCUAGCUAGCCAGCCAACCCCAUUCCCCACUUCUUCUGAAAGAGAGAGGAAACAGCAAUAACAGAGAGCAUUAUUCCAUUAUCGUAUAUAUUGGGCUAUAUAGAGAGAAAGGGAGAGAUGGAAAAGGUGCAUAUACAGAUGGAUAGAGGAAAUGAGAGCAUGCCUUGUCGGCCAUUAAAGCUUCAAGAGACGAGCUAAAGCUCGUCUCUUUACAAUUGCUUUCCUUUCGUUUCAAUAUCUCUAAUAUAAAACCACAAAAAAAUCUCUCUUUUUUUUUUUUGGUUUGUUAUACUUUUGGUUGCUUGUUUGGUUUCUGGAAAGCAAAAGAGGAGGGAGAAAGAGAGAGGUUUUUCCUUUGAGUCCAAAAUCUUCGGUCUUUAGAUCCAAAGAUCCCCGCCAUUUGAGGCAAAAGGUGAACUGAGUUCCCUUUGUUUUUCUCUCUCGAUUCAUGAAUUCCACUGUUUCUUUCUUUCUGUGGUCUCAAGGAGUAACAGCGAAGUGGUGCAGUUGUUGCUUAUACUAUUGCCGGUUUGUUUGCUUAUACUAUCUCUUCCUUGACGAGUAAUUGAUUGAUAAUUUUGCUUAAACAGGUUUGGAAUUAUCAGAUUGUGCUAUGAUCAUGAUCAAGCUGAGAGAUUACAAAAUGUCAAGUAGAACAUUUGAAGCAGGGUUUACAGUAUUUUGGCUAUUGCUAUUGGUUUGUACUUCUGAGGGGCUGAAUUCUGAGGGGCACUAUCUGCUAGAUCUAAAGGACAGCCUUCACGAUGAAUUUGAUCAUUUGAAUAACUGGAAGUCCACUGACCAGACACCAUGUGAGUGGAUUGGCGUGAAUUGCACUUCAGAUUAUGAGCCUGUAGUCCACUCUCUCAAUUUAAGUGCGAUGAAUUUGUCUGGGAUCCUGAGUCCCAGCAUCGGUGGCUUGGUCAACCUAAGAUAUCUUGAUCUUUCUUACAAUAUGCUCACCGGGUAUAUACCUAACACCAUCGGAAAUUGUUCAAAGUUGCAAUAUUUAUAUCUGAACAAUAAUCAGUUUAGUGGGCAACUUCCUGCUGAGCUGGGUAAUUUGUCUCUUCUUCAGCGUUUGAAUAUAUGCAAUAACAGAAUAUCUGGUUCUCUCCCUGAGGAGUUUGGGAAUUUGUCUUCAUUGAUUGAGGUUGUGGCUUACACCAACAAUCUGUCUGGUCCAUUGCCUCAUUCUAUUGGGAAGCUCAAGAACUUGAAAACAUUUCGUGCAGGGCAGAAUGAAAUUUCUGGUAGCAUUCCAGCGGAAAUAAGUGGAUGUCAAAGCUUACAGUUGCUUGGUCUUGCCCAAAAUGCCAUAGAAGGAGAGCUGCCAAAAGAAAUUGGGAUGCUUGGGAGCUUGACUGAUUUAAUUUUGUGGGGUAACCAUAUCACAGGAUUUAUACCAAAGGAGAUUGCAAACUGCACUAACCUGGAGACGCUUGCUUUGUAUGGAAACCAUCUUGUAGGAUUGAUACCAGUGGAAAUUAUGAACAUGAAUUUUCUGAAGAAAAUCUAUCUAUACAGAAAUGAGCUGAAUGGAACAAUUCCGAGAGAAAUUGGGAAUCUAUCUAUGGCGACAGAAAUUGAUUUCUCAGAGAAUCAUUUGACUGGGAACAUCCCUACAGAAUUUAGUAAGAUAAAAGGUCUGCAUCUUCUGUAUCUCUUUCAGAAUGAGCUUACUGGUGUUAUACCAAAUGAGCUGAGUAGCUUGAGGAACUUGACAAAGCUCGAUCUUUCAAUGAAUCAUCUCAAAGGUCCGAUUCCUUAUGGUUUUCAAUACUUGACAGAAAUGGUUCAAUUGCAGCUUUUCAACAAUUCCCUGAGUGGCACCGUUCCUCAGGGGCUUGGACUUUACAGUCCACUUUGGGUGGUGGAUUUUUCAGACAAUUAUCUGACAGGAAGAAUACCUCCUCACCUUUGUCGGCAUUCUAACCUGAUUCUGCUGAAUCUGGAGGCAAACAAGUUUUAUGGGAAUAUCCCAACUGGUAUCUUGAACUGCAGAUCGUUGGUACAGCUACGUCUUGUUAGAAACAGGCUUACAGGUAGCUUUCCUUCAGAGAUGUGCAAAUUGACAAAUCUUUCUGCUAUUGAAUUGGCUCAGAACAAGUUUAGUGGUCCAAUUCCUCAGGCCAUUGGCAACUGUCAGAAGUUGCAGAGGCUUCAUAUUGCAAACAAUUACUUCGCUAAUGAAUUGCCUAAGGAAAUAGGUAAUCUGUCUCAACUUGUGAAUUUUAAUGUCUCUUCUAAUUUGCUCAAAGGACAGAUUCCACCUGAAAUUGUUAACUGCAAGCUGCUUCAACGACUUGAUCUCAGCCACAACAACUUCAUAGGUUCUUUACCAGAAGAGCUUGGAACCCUUCUGCAGUUAGAGAUUCUCAAGCUUUCAGAAAAUAAAUUCUCUGGAAAUAUACCCCCAGCAUUGGGAAAUCUCUCUCACUUGACUGAAUUGCAGAUGGGCGGCAAUUUAUUUUCUGGUGAAAUUCCUCCAGAAUUGGGUUCUCUUUCAGGCUUGCAAAUUGCUAUGAAUCUUAGUAAUAAUAAUCUGAGUGGAAGCAUACCCCCAGAGCUGGGUAAUCUAAAUUUGUUGAUAUUUCUCUUUCUCAAUAAUAACCAUUUGACUGGUGAAAUUCCCAAGACAUUUGGAGGUCUUCAAAGUUUAUUUGGGUGCAACUUCUCAUAUAAUAAUCUGACUGGACCCUUACCUCCAGUUCCACUAUUUCAGAACAUGGCAGUUAGCAGUUUCUUAGGAAACAAUGGGCUCUGUGGUGGGAACCUUGGCUAUUGCAAUGAAGAUUCAUUUUCUUCUUCUGUCCCUAUGAAAAGUGUAGAUGAUCCUCAGGGUAGAAUAAUAACAAUUGUUGCAGCUGCUGUUGGUGGAGUUUCUCUGAUUCUAAUUGCAAUAAUAUUAUAUUUCAUGGGACGCCCAGCUCAACCAGUUCCCUCCACAAUUACCAAUGAGAGUUCAUCUCCAGAAUCAGAUAUCUACUUCCCUCCAAAGGAGGGAUUCACUUUACAAGACCUGGUUGAGGCCACAAAAAAUUUCCAUGAUAGUUAUGUUGUAGGAAGAGGAGCUUGUGGAACAGUCUACAAAGCAGUUAUGCAUACUGGACAAACCAUUGCUGUCAAGAGACUAGCAUCUAACAGAGAGGGAAACAACAUAGAAAACAGUUUCCAGGCUGAGAUUUUGACUCUCGGAAAGAUCAGGCACCGGAACAUUGUUAAACUUUAUGGAUUUUGCCAUCACCAGGGUUCCAAUCUGCUUCUUUAUGAGUACAUGGCUAGGGGUAGCUUGGGUGAACUCCUUCAUGGGCCCUCUUGCAGCUUGGAAUGGCCAACAAGGUACAUGAUUGCACUUGGAGCUGCUGAAGGUCUUGCCUAUCUACAUCAUGACUGCAGAGCCAGAAUUGUCCAUCGCGAUAUAAAGUCGAACAACAUUCUUCUUGAUGAUAAUUUUGAAGCUCAUGUUGGUGAUUUUGGUUUGGCUAAAGUAAUUGACAUGCCUCAGUCUAAAUCAAUGUCAGCAGUUGCAGGGUCAUAUGGCUAUAUUGCUCCUGAGUAUGCAUACACAAUGAAAGUAACAGAAAAAUGUGAUAUCUACAGCUAUGGAGUUGUUCUGCUGGAGUUGUUGACUGGGAAAAUUCCAGUGCAGCCAUUAGAUCAAGGAGGAGAUCUAGUGACAUGGGUGAGAGAUUAUGUUCGAAACCAUUCAUUGACAUCAGGGAUACUUGACAGUAGAUUAGAGCUAGAAGAUGAAAGAACUGUUAAUCACAUGAUUAGUGUACUAAAAAUUGCUUUGAUGUGUACAAGCAUGUCGCCUUUUGAUCGGCCGUCGAUGCGAGAAGUUGUACUUAUGCUCAUUGAGUCUAAUGAGCGAGAAGGGAACUUCAUUCUGUCUACAGAUUAUGAUCCUCCAUUGAAGGAUGAUGCUUCAUGAAAGAAAGCUUCUUGUACAUUCAAAUACAGCCACUGGGAUUUGAUUUUUGUGCUUAUAAUUCAAAUUCUGUGUUUCAUCUUGCAAUUAUUACAGUUAGUAACACUUGUGUACAGAUGGAAGUACCAUUAUACAUAUGUAUCUCAGAUCAUGUUGAUCAUCACUCGUUCAUCUGGAAUUAUAGCUACUCUUUAUUUUAAUUUUAAUAUAUUAAGUUUUUUUUUUCCCUCAAAA
Manihot esculenta (cassava) is the source of this 4390-nucleotide messenger RNA. Its product is annotated as probable leucine-rich repeat receptor-like protein kinase At2g33170. The transcript is spliced from 3 exons. Lineage: Eukaryota; Viridiplantae; Streptophyta; Magnoliopsida; Malpighiales; Euphorbiaceae. Gene Ontology annotation, biological process: protein phosphorylation; hormone-mediated signaling pathway. The record is from RefSeq and is a predicted model, not a curated record. Gene Ontology annotation, molecular function: protein binding; ATP binding; protein kinase activity. The coding region runs from base 836 to 4159 and encodes 1107 amino acids. Gene Ontology annotation, cellular component: plasma membrane.